Molecule: messenger RNA, 929 nt
Organism: Cylicostephanus goldi
Lineage: Eukaryota; Metazoa; Nematoda; Chromadorea; Rhabditida; Strongylidae
Source: the annotation of a GenBank genome assembly
UUGAUAUUUAUUUAUAGAAGCCAACGUUCGGUCGAAGCACUUUCGGAAUUUGUGCAGAAACAGCUAGAUUCGAGCAUUGUGGAAGUUCACAACGCUGAAGAGCUCAAGCAAAAACUCGAUCCGGAAAAGCGAAAUGUGAUUGCAUACUUCAGUCAGCUCUCUGGCCCUGAAUACGAGAACUUAAAGAAGGUGUCAUCUAUAUUGAGAGAGGAAUGCUCAUUCUUUGUUGCUACUGGACCGGAUUUCAAUGACAAACUUGCAAGUGGACCUUCUGUGUCGUUCAGAAAGGCAAAUGUUCCCGAAGAAUCUCCAUUAGUUGGCACUAUGCAAGAUUUCAAUCUUCUGAAGCAAUGGGUAUCUGACAAAUGUAUACCACUUGUGCGAGAAAUCACGUUUGAAAAUGCGGAAGAAUUGACGGAGGAGGGACUUCCAUUCUUGAUCUUGUUCCGGCAUCCUGACGAUAAAGAGAGUGAGAGGAUUUUCACAGAAGCGGUCAUUAGAGAAAUACCGGAUCAGAAAACUGCUGUGAACUGCCUUGUGGCCGAUGGUAAAAAAUUCGCACAUCCUUUGCACCAUCUUGGCAAACGUGAAAGUGAUCUGCCUGUAAUUGCGAUAGACUCUUUCCGACACAUGUAUCUUUUCCCAAACACUGAAGACAUGAAAGUCCAAGGAAGGUUGCGGCAGUUUGUUCUUGAUUUACACAGUGGAAAGUUGCAUCGCGAAUUCCACCACGGCCCAGAUCCAGUACAGCAGGUCACUGAUGCAAUGGACACCCAGACAACAAAAACAGUCAGAUACCCCAUCUUAUCGGUUAUGAGUUGCUUGAAAAUCGAUUUUCAUGCAUGCUUAUCAGUUUACUACUUACAAUAUGUUACCAUUUUUCUAAUAAUGGCGGAAAGCGAUAGCUUUGUUCUAGGGACGAACUGAAU